Acanthosepion pharaonis is the source of this 1905-nucleotide messenger RNA. Lineage: Eukaryota; Metazoa; Mollusca; Cephalopoda; Sepiida; Sepiidae. The record is from the annotation of a GenBank genome assembly.
AUGGCUCGGUUUAAAUAUGCAACUCCGCGACAGCGACCGACGGAUUCGUACAUCCCUCAACACUUGCGGGAUUGCGAAUUCGUCUUCGUACGGAACGACGCCGUGAGACGACCACUCACCCCGGCAUACCAAGGUCCGUUUCAGGUUCUUCGGUGCACCGACAAGCACCUUACGAUCAAGCGCGCCAACUCGACCGACACCGUCGCGAUCGAUCGGACCAAGCCUGCCUUUCUGGAGAAGCGACAAUACGACGCAAACCCGGCUCCGCGGACCCCUAACGCUACUCCAGCGCACCCGGCACACGCAGCACCGCAGAGAUCAGACGACACCCCAGCGACUCCUGUGCAGCAGACCAGAUCCGGGAUCGGGGCCUGUAACCAACCCCGUGAACGAGGAAUUCCAUGUAGGCGCGGGUCAACAGCCCGCGUCGAUCACGUCCCUGCCCUUUGUACACACCGCCCGUCGCUACUAUCGAUCGAACGGUCCGGUGAGGUCCUCGGAUCUGGCCCACGACGCCGCCGGGCAGCGUGCACGUGGCGCAGCGGCUGCGGUCUCCGCCGCCGUUUCACGCGCGUGUCGUACUCGCCUCGGCGUUCGAUGCCUGGAGAAGACGACCGAACCCGAUCGUUUAGAGGAAGUAAAAGUCGUAACAAGGUUUCCGUAGGUGAACCUGCGGAAGGAUCCUUAUCGAUGACUCGGCGCAUGUCGUCGUCGUCGUGUCCUUUCUUUUCCGAAACGCCGUCGAGUUCGCUCUCUCCCCGCCUUAUCUCUGGGAGACGACUCGCCGAGACCGCCGUCACGACUGGUCGGUCGCGGGUAGUAGCACGUUAUUCGUCGGCGAAACAGGGUUGGUGGGAAAGCUUGCGCUCGUUUCGCGGCAGCAGGCAAAAAGAAAGGGCCGCGCCACCGUCGCAUGGACGGCCUCGCCUCCUUGCGUCUGCUGCUGCUGCUGCUCCUCCUCCUCCCUACUCGUCCGACAAAAAAUAUCCUCUGCUCUCUGCGCGAGACGGGCGCCCGUCUCCAGCCGUAUUACGUCCAGCCGUUCCGUUUCACGUACCGCCGCCGCCGCCGCCGCCGCCGCCGCCGCCGCCGCUGCUGCCGCCUCUACGUCCCUGUGCGGGGAGGUCGAGUUCGGUUAGACGCGUACGCGAUUCGAGGGGCGCUGUCGCUACCGCCGGCCACGAUCGCGAGACGGAUGCCGCCGACCAGCCUCCGUCUCCCGCCGACGUCGACGUGGUCACGUGUACGGUCCACGCCGCCGUCAAUGUCCCCGACAAAAUUGUGAUGGUUGCCGGGGUGCCAGUCUGCUGUGGACUGCUACCGUAUCGGUCGCUCACGCAACAACUCGGCCUCCUUGUUUCUCCUCGCACACUUUUUUUAACCUGUCACAAAAAAACUUAUACAAAAAACAAAAACAAAACCCUGGACGGGGGAUCACUCGGCUCGUCCGUCGAUGAAGAGCGCGGCCAGCCGCGAGAACUGAUGCGAAUUGCAGGACUCAGUGAACAUCGACAUCUCGAACGCACAUUGCGGCCUCGAGAUCCCUUGUCUCGGGGCCCCGUCCGGUCGAGAGGCGGAAAAUGGCAUGUCUUCUCACUUGAUAGUCGAGAGGCAUCUCACCGUCCACCGCGUCGUUCUUUCUUCAUGAAAGAAUUGCCCGUUUCUCACGCGGAGGAAACCGGGACGUCGCAGGAGGAGCUUGAAGUCCGCGGGGUCGCUUCCCUUACGACCGCGAGCAGUCGUAGAUUGCAAGACGUUGACUACGGCCACGAGCAAACAGCAGCAGUGGUAGCACCAUCGUUUCGCUCUCGGAGGUCGAAAUACAAACCUUGGGCGUCUCGAAGCCAGUCUGUGCCGCUGCCGCCGUAUUCUGCCGUCACUGUGUGUGGUCGCGUUUUGCUGUAG